AUGCUUGAAAGGAAUAAAUUGGCUUAUAAAUUGGCACAAAAGCAUCUUUUUAGCGAUGAAAGAGCAACUUCUGGGAGCAGAGCAAGUGAUAGGCCAAGUUUUGCUGAUGGUGACAGUGAAAAUAGUUUGCAGUCUUUGGCUAAUGAAUUGAUGUUUUAUCGUGCACCUCAUGCUCCUAUUCAUUUUGCUGCUAAAGGACGCAUUGUUUUUGUCAACCCAGAAAUUGGAAUUAGUAUCGUGUGCAUUGAAAACACCAAAAAAUUUUACAAGGACUCCGAGGGGCGACGUUUUGUUGAGACGUUUGAGAACUUUAAAGGUCCUUUAUUAAUUGACUAUACUCCACCACAAACUCCACUUUUAUUUAUACAACGCCAAAUUGAGAGGAUUUACUCCUCUGAUGUUUACCGAGCAAAUCCAAAAUCUGGCGAUGCAAAUGAUUGUGUUCUUAUUUGGGCUUUAUUAGAAAUGCUUGUUAGGCAGCAAGGGGUUUGUUUUCGAUUUUUGUUUUUGGUUAAUAUUUUUUAA
Molecule: messenger RNA, 525 nt
Organism: Meloidogyne enterolobii
Lineage: Eukaryota; Metazoa; Nematoda; Chromadorea; Rhabditida; Meloidogynidae
Source: the annotation of a GenBank genome assembly